Molecule: messenger RNA, 3806 nt
Organism: Astyanax mexicanus (Mexican tetra)
Lineage: Eukaryota; Metazoa; Chordata; Actinopteri; Characiformes; Acestrorhamphidae
Gene: map3k8
Product: mitogen-activated protein kinase kinase kinase 8
Exons: 8
Coding region: 132-1520 (462 amino acids)
Biological process (GO): protein phosphorylation
Molecular function (GO): protein kinase activity; ATP binding
Source: RefSeq, a predicted model, not a curated record
CACAAACAACCUGAUCUGCAGCACUGCUCACAUUCAGUCACUUUUACUACUGCUCAGAGGAUCACACACAGAUACACUGCUCUGCUCACACACACUUCUAUGUCGACUUCACAGUAGAUCACUAAUCCAAAAUGGAUUUCAAGAAUGAAAAUGCUGAGAUAGAACUUCUUCUGACGCACAUGAACAUCGGAGACAUCCUCCAAGCGGUGGAACAUCUCUACUCCAACAGAGAAGAGGAGGAAUCGGGCGUGCUGUUCGAGGAGUGCCUGUCGCAGGACGAGAUGGAUGAAAACGAGGAGAGUUCGGGCAGCUUGGUUUCUCAUGUGCAGAAUGGUGGGAAGGUCAGGUACGGGACUGUGUCUGAUCUCCUGGCCUUCGUGAACAUGAUCUCCAACACACAAGUAGCCACACUUAAGGAACUAGGAGAAGAGUUUGGAGUUCUGCUGAACAAGGCUGACAUGGUCAUUAAGGAGGGGCGCUAUCGCAUCGACCUGGACGUGCUCCUUUUUCCAUGGAGACUGACCUACAAGGCUAUGGGCUCUGGCCACAUUCCUAAAGGCUCUUUUGGGAAAGUACACCUGGCACAGGAUAUCGAAACGCGCAAGCGAAUGGCAUGCAAGCGGAUCCCUUUGGAGCAUUUCAAACCAGCAGAUGUGGAGAUCCAGGCACGGUUCCGCCACGAAAACAUCGCUGAGCUGUAUGGAGCUGUGCUGUGGGAGCAGAGCGUGCACCUCUUUAUGGAGGCAGGAGAAGGCGGCUCGGUUUUGGAGAAGCUGGAGAGCUGCGGCCCAAUGAGGGAGUUUGAGAUCAUCUGGGUCACUCAGCAGGUUCUGCGUGGCCUGGAGUACCUGCAUUCACACAAAAUCAUACAUCACGACAUCAAACCCAGUAACAUCGUGCUGAUGUCUGACAAAGCUGUGCUGGUGGACUUUGGCCUAACUGUGCAAAUGACAGAGGAUGUAUACAUUCCUAGAGAUCUAAGAGGAACUGAGAUGUACAUGAGUCCAGAGCUGGUCCUGUGUAGAGGCCACAACACUAAGACAGACAUCUACAGCUUGGGCACCACCAUUAUUCACAUGCAGACAGGGAGCCCACCCUGGGUCAGGAGAUACCCACGCUCAGCAUACCCCUCGUACCUCUACAUAAUCCACAAGCAGGCUCCUCCUCUGGAAGAUAUAUCAGAGGACUGCAGCCCUGCUAUGCGAGGCCUGCUGGAGCGAGCACUGGAGAAGGUCCCAUCGCUGAGGAGCUCCGCCACAGAACUCCUCAACGAGGAGGCCCUCCACCCGUCUCGAGAGGACCAGCCACGCUGCUGGAGCCUGGAUUCUGCACUCGGAGAGGGAACACACCCCCUCCUGCGGCAGCAGAGUCAAAUGACGGACAGUACACAAGAUUCCUCCUCGCUGUUCACUGAAGACUCGGGCCCGUUUAAGAGAAAAGGCUCUCUUUACGUGGACCUCGGCGCUCUGGCUGGAUACUACAACUUCGUCAGGGGGCCUCCAACUACUGAAUAUGGCUAGAAGAUUUUUUUUAAAGGAAACCUGGAGUUGCUUUGAGUAUAUAUGUACAUACACGUACAGGCAAAUGGGACUGAAGUUCUGAAGACGUGCACGUACGGACCUGUUUGUUGAAUUAAACAGUGCACCUGUGUAUCUACUCUGCUGCAUGUUCACUGGCACAGUCAGACUUAUGUGAAGUUCCAGUGCCGGUGACAGUGCCAGUGACAUUCUUAAUGAGUUUAAUUUGCUUGGCAAUGAGCUGGAAACUACCCAUGAUGCAGGUGGACUUCCUGACAGCUUGGCUGAGCGAUCACAGGAAAUAGCUCUGCAGUUUAAACUAGCCAGCCUUAAAACUAGCAGUGGUGACAGGUGGUGGUAGCAGAUUAAUGAAUGCGUUUGGUUAUCAUUUUUACGAAUUUUGCGUAAAGAUUCAGUAAGACUUUUACUUUUUGUAACAUGAGCAGUAAAUAAAAUAACAUCAGGUUAUAUUAUUCCCAUGUGAAUUGACAUGUGGGUAAAUAUUCCAUCAUACCAUGUGUAAAAAAAUAUAUUAUUUUACUUUUUUCUCAAUUAUGAAGACAUAAACAGUUCCAAUCACAGUUAAACAAGUUUAAUCUGCUUGGUAAUAAGAUAAAAACUACAUAUUUGAUAUAUAGGUGAACUUUGGCUGAGCAAUCACAAAAAAUAGCUCUGCAAAACCAGACAGAAACAGCCCUACAGCUUUAAAUAUAUCAUAUAUAUUUAAGUUGGCACUGCAGAUUAAUCACCUUCUGGAAAAAAAAAAGAACUUAAAUAAAAAAAAAGAAGAAGGAAAAGUCCCAAAAGUUUGCAUGGAAGAAAAAAUAGCAUUAAGCACUGAGGAUGUGUCACAUGGCUGUAUUACAGUAAACGCACUGAGAUGUGCACAUACAUGGAAAGGAUUAACUAGACUGAUAUGAUGCAGAGCCACAUCCUGCCUUCCGCGGCCCAAGAUAAGCACAUAAUACAGGGGGAAAUGGAUUGUUUGUCAUGUUUUGUGUCUCUCUAUCAAUGCAGAGUGUAUGUAUAAUUGUGUAAUGUCAAUGUCCAAUGAAAAACAUGCAUAUUUUUUAGCGUCAAUAUGCAAUUUUUGCAAUUUUUUUUUCUUUUUUUAUCGUGAGGCUGGGCCACCUUCUAAAAAAUAGUUUUAACAUUAAUAUUGAUUACCUACAAUGAUUUUAUACACUAACAUGCCACAUGUCAUGGGACAGAACCUUGUAUUAUGUCCCAUUACUUUGCUCUGCUUUUCCCAUAUAAGCUAAAGAAUGCUGCACAGAAUUGUGGGAUAUGCAUGGAGAUGAUUUCUGCUAGAGAAUCUUAUCUAAUCGUAUGGACAGUUUUAGCCAGUAGCAACAUCUUGCUAAAACUCACUCAGGGUGACCUCACUAUAACUCAGAUAAUUCAUGUCGCCUUGCCAUGAGCACACUGGCCAGUGUUCAGCCUCACUCACAAGAUAACCCCUCACAACUUACACAGUCCCAUAAUCAAUUUGCAUUCUGCUGUUCCAUGGAGUCUUCAUGACGUUUGGCAUGUCAGUGUAACAGUAUACCAUUCUGAAAAUAUGUUAUGGUGAAAAAGAGAGAAAGUUCAUGAUGUGUAUUCUACAGUAUGUUUAUCAUAGUUAUAGAUGUUAAUGUGAAUGUGGUUAAAGGGUAGGUUUGGGUAUUCUACUUUUUUUUUUGGUUUUCAUUCUGUACACAGACUUUCAAUAGCAUUGGCUGGUUCAAAUGCUUUGAGAGCAGAACUUAAUAAUCCCACAUGUUGUACAGAAUGUUAUAUAUAUUGCAUUACAGUAUUUUAGCAUUAUUUGUUGAAUAACUGAACUUAGAACAAUAAAAAAAAACAAUCAGUGAAGGUAGUUGCUAGACAAGGACAAUAUAUACAUCCAAGUCCAAGUCCAAUGUUUUGUGAUUUUUGGUUUUUAUACUGUAAUUUUCAGAUGUUUCUGGAAACGUUAACAAUGUUGUUCCUGUGGAAUGUUGUGUUGUUCAGUAGUUGCAGUGCAAAGAAUUACCUUAUACCGUGCUUUAGAUCAGGAUUUGCUUUAGCUGUUUCUUGAUGCAUGUAUGUAAAAUACUGGCUCAUUCAUCUGAAGGAAAUAAGGAAAUGAAGGUGCAUUUAUGAUUUAAUCAUUUUUUAAACUCUCCUGUGUUCUGGUUGUAAAAUGUAUUUUAUGUUUUAUAAUAAUCGUUGGUAUGCAGCAGAAAAUUGUGCAGAAAUUUCAAAUUUCUUGUGUUGAGUUUGAGUCUGAUGAUAAUUAUAUACAUCAAAUAAACGGUGUUAAUCAAA